Molecule: messenger RNA, 3052 nt
Organism: Lepisosteus oculatus (spotted gar)
Lineage: Eukaryota; Metazoa; Chordata; Actinopteri; Semionotiformes; Lepisosteidae
Gene: myoc
Product: myocilin
Biological process (GO): osteoblast differentiation; signal transduction
Cellular component (GO): Golgi apparatus
Source: RefSeq, a predicted model, not a curated record
UGCGAGCGCUCAGAGUGUCUGGAGCUAGGACAGGUCAGGACAGAUCAGGGAUAGCUCCAGUGCGCCACAGAGGGAGGGAGAGAGACAAGGCAGGUACACGCAGAGAGAGGCAGGGGGAACCGGGGAGGAGUGUGGAGUCAGGUGCAGAGACAGGGCGCUGAGCUCUCACUGACGCAGCAGAAAGCUCGGUGAAGAAGAGCAGGACAAGGGCAGGAAGAGAGGAGAGAGGGAGCGAGGCAGAGAGUGGCACAGGUGCAGGGCAGGAGACGGGCCCUGUGUCGAGCAUGUGGCUGCCGGCGGCCGUGUGUCUGUCCUGCCUGCUGUGGGGCGGGGGGCUGGCGCAGAGCAGCGCCACGCUGCGGAGGGGUAACGACCAAAACGGGCGCUGCCACUACACCUUCACCGUGCCAAGCCCUGAGGAGGGCACCUGCCCUUCCCCCCCCGGCCAGGAGGGGGCGCUGCAGCGCCAGGAGCUGGACGGGCUGAAGACGCGGAUGGCGCUGCUGGAGGCGCUGGCGAGCCGCUGGGCAGGGGGCAGCGAGGAGGGGGCCCGGGGGCAGAGGGGGCUGCAGGCGGCGUACAGCCAGGCGCUGCAGGAGAAGAGGGAGCUGCAGAGAGCCAGAGAUGGGCUGGACAGGCAGGUGCAGGAGCUGCAGCGGGCGCUGGACGCGCUGAGGAGGGAGAACGAGAAGCUGCAGGCCGGAGAGUGCGCCCCCCAGGCCGCCACGCUGCAGGACAGCGGCCAGAGACCCCCCAGCGGAUCUAACCUAUUGUCCAGCCUGGUGGCCCAGCCCAGAGGAUCAUCCGAAUCCCCCAGUGGGGUGAGAGACCCCGCCUGGCACUUCAGCGUGCCAAGGUACCAGGAAUUCAAGGCAGAGGUGACAGAGGUGCCUGCGUCUCGACUCCUCCCAGCAGGCUCAGGGCCAGGCCCUGCCCCUGCUGAAGGCGACACAGGCUGCGGCGAGCUCGUCUGGGUGGGAGAGCCGAAGACCCACCGCAAGGCCGACAGCAUCGCGGGCAAGUACGGCGUGUGGAUGAAGGACCCCUUCCCCGUGGCCCCCUACGGCCCGGAGACCGUGUGGCGCGUCGACACGGUGGGCAGCGAGGUGCGCCAGCUGUUCGGCUACGAGGACGAGGAGCAGCUGGCGCGUGGCUUCCCCACCAAGGUGCUGCUGCUGCCGGAGCCGGUGGAGAGCACGGGCGCCGCGCUGUACCGCGGCUCGCUCUACUACCAGCGCCGCCGGAGCCGCACGCUGCUGCGCUACGACCUGGCCACCGAGAGCGUGGCCGCGCGCCGCGAGCUGCCGCACGCCGGCUUCCACGGCCAGUACCCCUACUCCUGGGGCGGCUACACCGACAUCGACCUGGCCGCGGACGAGAAGGGCCUCUGGGCGAUAUACAGCACCAGCAAGGCCAGGGGCGCCAUCGUCAUCUCCCGGCUGGACCCCAACACUCUGGAGGUGCAGAGAAGCUGGGAAACCAACAUCCACAAGCAGUCGGUGGCCAACGCCUUCAUGAUCUGCGGCACGCUCUACACCAUCAACAGCUACACCUCCCCCGACACCACUGUCAACUACAGCUUCAACACUGAGAGCGGCCUGAGCAAGCCCGUGGCUGUGCCCUUCCGGAACCGCUACCGCUACAACAGCAUGGUGGACUACAACCCCACCAGCAGGAAGCUGUACGCCUGGGACAACUUCCACAUGGUCAGCUACGAGGUGCGGCUGGAGAGCAGGCAGGGCCACUGAGCUACACACAGGGACGCUCCAACGUACGCCAUCCGACACACCACAUGAGAACCCACAUGCAAGGGGAUGGCCGCGCAUGCACAGACACACCUCGCGUCCCGUCACACGUCACACAAGACCACGCCACACUCCUCCCACCUUCAGGCAUCUCCUCUAUCUGCAGAUUUCUAGUUCAGUGCCUCCAUUAAAGACUCCGAGCUGCUCUCGCCCUCCCUGGACAGGCUUUAUCAGAUUAACUACCAGAUCUAUCAACUCUUCCCAUCUCCAUGGCACAAGCAGGUUCAGAGAAACUGGCAGCGACGACCAGACUGCCAGCCGAGAUGAGGGCCGUUGGUUUGGAGAAAGCGGAUGAUCAGAGCAGGAGCAGGUGGCGAGCGGGAGAUGGGCCAUGCUCGCAGGCCGUGCAUUUCAGAUGAAUUAUUUUUCUAUGAUGUUCGUUUGUCUGUUGUGUGAGUGUUUAGCAUACAGCAUUGAUGGGGUGGGGGAAGAAAGAGAGAGGAAAGGGGUCCGGGUUUCAAGAAACAGGGCGAGGCGUAGCGAGUUAACUGCAUGAAUGCUUGGCCCUGACAAAUGGCUGCUGUCAGAUCCAAGACUCUUCUAAUUAGACAAAUUUAACAGGACAGCACCCUUGCAGUCUCAGUGUACAAAAUGGUCAGUCCCUCCCAACACACAGUCCAUUUGGCAAAAUGUAUGUACAAAUAAUAUGUACACCUGGACAAGUGGAUAUAUACAUGCAUCACCCAUAGGUUUUUGACAACUAAACAUGAUAUCCUAUUAAUGACAUCGUAUUAUUCAAGUUUGCAGAAUCUCGCUAUUCACAAUGAUAGUAUCUUGCUAGCAGCCUCAUUGUCAAAUCUAUCCUGAUCAGUCUGUGCUGCUAAGUGUGGGGCGUGAUUUCAAAAAUGAUUUGCUCAUGUGAAGCAAUGCACUGAAUCUAUAAACGAUGUACAGUUGCUUGCAAGAAAACACUUCAAUUAGUGUUUAAAGAUAACUUUUCCCUGAACUGACUUAAAUGUGUUAAGCUGCUCUGAGCAACACCAUGAAACUCAAGCAAACCUUAAAGGUUAAACUUGUUUUUUUUUAACCAACUACUGCUCACUUCAGCCAAGCAGUGCUGACAACCCUUCUCUUUCAAACUCUGCCCCCACCACUGCUGACAGGAGCAACGCCACUAGUGUUGACACCCGUUCUACAAGGCGGUAUCAAGACUUGCUUUUUCCUGCGUGUCUUAAUUUAAUACUGAAUUCUGUAUAGAUUUAUAUGCUGGAAAAGGAAAAAUAAAGAGUAUGUAUACUUAUCCAAUC